CACAAACGCUCCGUCACCUGCCUGAAGGUCGGCGCCACCGCGACAGCAUCAUGGACCAACAGCGCCGGCCAGAGCUGCACGUACACCGGCGUGGUGGGCAGUAACUACGGCGAGAACAGUGCGGGAGGCGACUACUCGUGCAACGGCCGCUGCGGCGCCGGAUGCACCGGCACCGCCAUCGGCAACGUCUACACGCAGGACUGCUGGUCGCAUGACAUCUGCAGUUACUUCAACAAUGCGUCGGGUGGGGCGAGUGACCCCAACUGCGGCGCGGCGUACGAGGCGGCCGAGGACGAUUUCCUGUUGGGUUAUGUGGAUGGGUGCUCGCAGACGAACCCGACGAAUGCGGUGGUCAAGCCGGCUGUCUCGCCGGUUUGU
Molecule: messenger RNA, 378 nt
Organism: Aspergillus aculeatinus CBS 121060
Lineage: Eukaryota; Fungi; Ascomycota; Eurotiomycetes; Eurotiales; Aspergillaceae
Exons: 3
Source: RefSeq, a predicted model, not a curated record